This is a messenger RNA of Salvelinus namaycush (lake trout), 6628 nucleotides long. Its product is annotated as anion exchange protein 3-like. Bases 135 to 3683 code for a protein of 1182 amino acids. The record is from RefSeq and is a predicted model, not a curated record. Gene Ontology annotation, cellular component: plasma membrane. The transcript is spliced from 21 exons. Gene Ontology annotation, biological process: bicarbonate transport; monoatomic anion transport; regulation of intracellular pH. NCBI's taxonomy places the organism in Eukaryota, Metazoa, Chordata, Actinopteri, Salmoniformes, Salmonidae. Gene Ontology annotation, molecular function: solute:inorganic anion antiporter activity; monoatomic anion transmembrane transporter activity.
AAGAAGAGGAGGAGGAUGAGGACUUUUCCACAGAGGAGCAGGAGGAGGAAGAGGACGAGGACUGGGAGAAUGCAUUAUCAGUGGAGAGGUUCGGGAACAUCAUCACUGACUCCACGUUCAGCGGCGGAGAAAAAAUGGGCCGCAACUACAACGAGAAGGAUUUUGAGUAUCACCGGCACACCUUUCACCAUACCCACCACCCGCUGUCCACCCAUCUACCCCCACCCCAGCGCCUACGCAAGCGGGUGCUCAGCAUGGACCGCAAACGCCGGCUCAAGAAGAAGCGCAAGAACAAAAAGACCUCCAUGGCGCCCUCGGAGGUCACACCCACCAUCCAUGAGGUAGACGAGGAGGAGGAGGAGUCUGAGACAGAGGGGAGGGACCUGGCAGUCACGCCCACCGAGCAGCCCGACGACCAACAGCAGUUUAGCCUGGGGAGUGAGGAGAAUUUGGAGCCGGCUGUCCCAUUAACUUCCUUCCACAUGGAGAGCGAACAACAACAUCCGCAGCCGGAGAAGGCCACACUGGCCACGGCAGAGGUGGUGGAGGGGGAGUUGGAAGAGGCGCAACAGGACAUUCGGGAGCAACCAGAGGAUGAGGAGGGUGAUGAAGAGUCCACCAACAGGUGCCCCCCCUCUGCGGACCCCCCCACCCGAGGCUGGUUCAGGAGGAAUCCUCUCCACCCUUCACCGCGGACCAGUUACGACCUGCGGGAGCGCGUCUGUAUCGGCAGCAUGACAGCCAUGGAAACAGCCGUGUACCGGAAGGUCCCCACCGAUGAGGCUGAGGCUCAGAUGUUGGCUAGCGCCGACCUAGACGACAUGAAGAGUCACCGAUUCGAGGACAACCCUGGGGUGAGGCGUCAUCUGGUGAAGAAGUCAUCUCGAUGCCAGCUCACUCAGAACAGCAACAGCUCUCCGCCCCAGUCCAGCCUGAAGAGGAAGAAGAGAGUGGCUGACAAGAAGACCCAUGAGGUGUUUGUGGAGCUCAAUGAGCUGAUAGUGGAUAAGAACCAGAAGAUGCGCUGGAAGGAGACGGCUCGUUGGAUCAAGUUUGAGGAGGACGUGGAGGAGGAGACAGACCGCUGGGGAAAACCCCAUGUGGCUUCACUCUCCUUCCGCAGCCUGCUGGAGCUCCGCAGGACCAUCACACAUGGUGUCGUCCUGUUGGACCUGGAGCAGACCACUCUGCCUGGCAUCGCCAACCUGGUGGUGGAGACCAUGAUCAUGUCAGACCAGAUCAGAGCGGAGGACCGGGCCAACGUGCUCCGUGCCCUGCUGCUCAAACACCACCACCCCAACGACGAAAAAGAGGGCCUUUUCCAUCGCAACCAAUCUACUAAAAGCCUUCACGGCAGCUUCCAACGCAACCACAACCACGUUCCCGACACCACGGUGCCCCUAGUGGCUGAAGAUCCUACAGAGGUCCUCCACCAUGAAAAGAAGCAGCAGAGCAGAGAUGUGUUUAAAUCACUCCAUCCCCCCCUGCCGAUGGCUCUCCAACAACAGGUUACCAAACACACAAAACUCCUAGCCAAGAUUCCCAAGGACGCAGAAGCAACUGUGGUCUUAGUGGGUUGCGUGGAGUUCCUGGAGCAGCCAGCCAUGGCCUUCAUCAGGCUGAGUGAGGCGGUCCUGCUGGAGUCGGUCCUGGAGGUGCCGGUGCCGGUCCGUUUCCUCUUUGCACUGCUUGGACCCGCUCAGUCCAACAUGGACUACCAUGAGAUUGGACGCUCCUUCUCCACCCUCAUGUCUGACAAGAACUUCCACGAGGUGGCCUACUUUGCGGACGACCGGCAGGACCUGCUGAACGGCAUUAAUGAGUUCUUGGACUGCAGCAUCGUCAUCCCCCCGUCGGACGUGGAAGGCAAGGACCUGCUGAAGACAGUGGCCUCCUUCCAGAAGCAGAUGCUGCGCAAGAGGAAGGAGAGAGAGAACAUCAAGACCCACACCACCCCCUGGACAGACCAGGAGACCAAAGAGGUGAGCCAGGAUGAGCAGGAAGAUGAGGAGGAUCAGGAGGUGGACCCCAUGAAGAGGUCGGGCAUCCCCUUUGGAGGCUUCAUCCAUGACAUCAGGCGGCGCUACCCGCGCUACGCCAGCGACAUCAAGGACGCCUUGGACUCACAGUGCAUCGCCGCCGUCAUCUUCAUCUACUUCGCCGCCCUCUCACCCACAAUCACCUUUGGGGGGCUGCUGGGAGAGAAAACAGAGGGCAUGAUGGGAGUGUCUGAGCUCAUCAUCUCCACAGCGACUCUGGGGGUACUUUUCUCUCUGAUGGCUGGACAGCCCCUCCUCAUCAUCGGCUUCUCAGGACCCCUGCUGGUGUUUGAGGAGGCCUUCUACAAGUUCUGCCAGGCCCAGGGCUUUGAGUACCUGACGGGCCGGGUGUGGAUCGGCUUCUGGCUCGUCUUUAUAGUGCUGUUGAUAGUGGCGGCCGAGGGAAGCUUCUUGGUUAAAUACAUCUCACCCUUCACCCAGGAAAUAUUUGCCUUCCUCAUCUCACUCAUCUUCAUCUACGAGACCUUCUCCAAGCUCAUCAAGGUAUUCCAGGAGCAUCCUCUGAUGAGAAGCUACCCGCCUGCCUUUGGCCUUCCCGGCAUGGAGUUCACCAACCCCACAGACCCCCACGGCCCCAUCCUAAACCAACCCAACACGGCCCUGCUGUCUUUCAUCCUCAUGCUUGGUACCUUCUUUGUGGCCUACUUCCUUAGGAAAUUGCGCAACAGUCGAUUCCUGGGCGGGAAGGCCAGAAGAAUCAUCGGAGACUUUGGCAUCCCCAUCUCCAUCCUGUUCUCUGUACUGUUGAGUUACUCCGUCCCCGACACAUAUACCCAGAAGCUGAAUGUACCGUCUGGUUUCUCAGUCACGUCUCCUGACAAGCGGGGCUGGUUCAUCAGUCCGUUCGGCGACCUCAAGCCCUUCCCCGCGUGGAUGAUGGGGGCAUCGGUGGUGCCCGCCCUCCUCGUCUUCAUCCUCAUCUUCAUGGAGACACAGAUCACCUCACUCAUCGUCAGCAAGAAGGAACGUCGCCUGGUCAAGGGCUCUGGCUUCCACCUUGACCUGCUGCUCAUCGUCACGCUGGGCGCCAUGUGCCCUCUUUUAGGCCUGCCCUGGCUCACCGCGGCCACGGUGCGCUCUGUCACGCACGUCAACGCCCUUACUGUCAUGAGCAAGGCCACAGCGCCCGGCGAGAAGCCCGUGAUCCAGGAGGUGAAGGAGCAGCGGUUGACAGGCCUUGUAGUCGCCGUGCUCGUGGGCAUGUCCCUCGUGAUGACAGAUGUGCUUCGUCACAUUCCACUGGCCGUGUUGUUCGGUAUCUUCCUCUACAUGGGCGUCACGUCAAUCACCGGCAUCCAGCUCUACGAGCGCAUCACUCUCAUGUUCACGCCAGCCAAGCACCACCCCGACCACAUAUAUGUGACCAAGGUGAAGACGUGGCGUAUGAACAUGUUCACCAUCAUCCAGCUGGCCUGCAUCAUGUUGCUGUGGGUGGUCAAGUCCACCGUGGUCUCGCUCGCCUUCCCCUUCAUCCUCAUCAUGACCGUGCCGCUCCGCCGCCUCAUCCUCUCCCGGAUCUUUGAAGAGCGUGAGCUCCAGGCGCUCGACGGGGAAGACGAGUCAUCCCCCAACUUUGACGAGGAUGGUCGGGACGAGUAUAACGAGAUUCACAUGCUUGUGUAGACACGUGACACGGGGAGGCCCAAUAGGCUCUCACUGUCUCCCAACACUAACCAAUUACGAGCAAGCUUCUUUGGAAGGCAAACCUUAUUAUGUCUGGGUAGCUGUGUUUUUCAACCCCCUCCAGAUGUGCUGAGGGUAGAAUAUUUGUCCAACAGAGAAACAUUAUUAUGUAUACAUAUAUAUAUUAUAUGUGUAUAUUACUGUGUGUACAUAUAAAUUCAAAUCUGGCUCCUCUGUGAUCAAAAAAUGCUGUAAAGGAAUAACCCCAUUGUUAUGAUUUGUUUCUGUUUGUCCUGCUCCAACUAUAUAUAUUUUCUCUCAGAAGGUGAGUAACAACUCUACUGCCAUACUGUGACAGAGUGGGUGAGGAAUCCUAAAGUGUGUGACACGGACAAUGCACCAUUUCAACACAGACCAAUCAUUUAAAAACGCUCCUCCCUACACAAACUCUGGACAUGGGUUCCUCCCAUUUCCUUUAACGGUCAAGCUCACUACAGAUUCCAGGCGUACGUGUAAUGUCGACAACCCCAAGGAUUCCAGUAGGUUGGUUUCCUCUCCCAGUGUUGGAGUCCCAUAUUUUUGGGGCACCGGUGGGAUGAACACUGGUUGUACGACACCCUCACAUGUUUCACCAGGAGCCAAUAUUCCACUGCCUCCUCAGCGUAACUGCCUUCCCCCUCUUCUUCAUACUGUAGGCAUUAUCAGUGCAGUUUGAUGACGUUGCUAACCAAACAGUAUGACGUUCCCUUUUAUUUGUUUUUAGUUGUUUGCUACUCGCAAGGACACGUUCACCUUUGACCUUUGCGAUUCACCUGCACUGCCACACCAGUUCCCUGGUCCAAGAACAGAAGAAUCAUUGGAUUAGACCUCUCAGGGCAUUUCCUCUGAAACGAAGAUGCACUGAGGACUGCUUGUGUGUUGGAGCAGUUUUUCUUUAUGAGGUAUAUUCGGCAUUACAUGCCAGUCCAAUGAUGUCACUGUGGAUGUAUAUGUGAACACAUUGUGAUCUGCUGACCUUGAAUACGUUUCAAUUGUUUCUUUAGUACUUCUGACCAUAUGAAUGAAAUGUUAUCCUACCUAUUUAUUUACAUGUUGUUUUAGUUGCCAAAAUUCUAUGAAGCCAUAUUGACAUAUGGGAUUCUUUCUUAAUGUCUGUUUGUUCAAUUAAUAACUUUAUUUGAAACCUUUGUCACAGUCACUGGAAUUAUGCCACAGUUAUCAAAAUCACUGUAUAGCACCACUGUCAUUGUGUACUUACAUGUUCUGAGGGCAACUGUUGGAUAUGAAGGGUACUGAAGCUUCAUACGAACCUAACCCUUGAACUGCAAAUAGAUCUUUGACCAUUAGUUUGUUGUUCCUGUUGUGAACACAAAUCAGUCAUGACAUUUUAAAAUGUUUUUCAAGUUAUACACAGUUGGUUCAGAAGGGAUUCUAUACAACUUAGCAUUUGUUUAACAUGUACAGUCUCUGGAAUGGACUCUUUACCCCAAGGUUCAGAGUUAUACCCCACACAGAAUGGCUGUGUGUUUAAAAUGUACGUUUUCAUGAGCUGUGUUGCAGAACCAUUUUUGACUCUGGUUGUAUUAAUGCUAAAUGCUAGGAUUGGAGACUUAUUGAAUGCAGAUUGUGUAUGGACAACCUACUUAGCCCCACACCAUGUGAGACUUAUUGAAUGUAUAGGCCUACCCAAUGGGCACACACUGGUUGAGACAACGUUGUUUGACGUUGAACCAACGUGGAAUAGACGUUGUAUUGCGGUCAUUGGGACAGAGAAAGACCGACACUCAAAAAAAAGUCCUCAGUCAAGAAUUGGAAUUGUGGUUAUUAUUCAAAAGAAUAAUAAGGGUUGAUCUGUCAGUAUUCUCUGAGUGUUGGAACAGGGACAUGAACAUUGAAUUGUUAUGGAGCCGGGGAAAAGGCCUGGCAUGUUAGACGUUGGGAAUCCACAAUGUUUCGUCACCUGAUACCUCCAUGCUAGCACAGACCAGACCACCCACCCAAAAUCUAGGAAUAUAGCCUUGUUAUUUUUGAACCGACGCUACCUAGACCUCUCGCUUGAUUGAAAGUCUCCGGGACCAUUUUUUCCCCCUCAUUUGAUUGGAUGUCUAGGACAAGGAAUGUUUUUGUUGUCUGUACAUUAUGCACACUUGUGAAGGCUAUUAAUUAAUAAGUAGACCAUCAGAAAUGUACUCCUGUAUAGCUUUAUGUAUCUACUGUCAUCAGGAAUAUGAUAGAACCGCUAACCCUGUGGCGACAUCCUAUUGUAUAAUGAGCUCGUUUUUCCCCAGUCCUUUUUUGUACUGCAUAUUCAUUUGAAUUAAUGAGUCAUUCCAAACUUGUUUGCGCCAUGUAAUAAAUAUGACGUUAUAAAGGUGAAGAUCCCCUUUAAAUAGUUAUUAUUCUCUUUAGAAUUCUCUAAGCGUCAGGUCAGUAAUUAUUUAAAGGGGAAUUUUACUUUAAUUGAGUGUCUUGAGGCAUUGAAAAGAUGUCCUGCAGGCCACUUGUAAUGAAGCACUUAUGACAUACUAUUUAUGCUUCAGUACAGGACAAUGACUUUAGUUUGAAUGGUUUUUACAUGCUAUACUUGUGUGUUAAAAUCAGCAUGAAGUCAUGUCACACACAAAUAUAGUGACACACACAUAAACAUAUUGCCACACUCAAACAGAGAUAUAACUCGUUCUGCUCUGAAAACGAUACCUGACUAUAAUGACGAAGUGUGGUUUGUCAGUCUGAGAAUUUUUUUUAAUGUGAGUUUAUUUUAUGGUAAAUUAUUAAUUACUUUAGCAUUAGCAAUACUGAAAUAUACUUAUGUUAUGUGGAUACUUGAAUAGCAAUUCAGCCUGCUGUUAUUGUGAAGGGGUUUUCAAACUACUGUAAAACAAAUUAUUUUUUUGUCUGAAAAUAAAUAUUUAUUAUGUGUUUCAAAUAAAUCUAUCAACUCUUUA